Molecule: messenger RNA, 923 nt
Organism: Racocetra fulgida
Lineage: Eukaryota; Fungi; Glomeromycota; Glomeromycetes; Diversisporales; Gigasporaceae
Source: the annotation of a GenBank genome assembly
AUACCGUCAUCCUGUUUGAUGAGUUUGAUAUGUUGUAUAAUGCAACAGAUGAUGUUCUUGCCUCGUGUUUGAUGACUCUUCGUGGCAUCAAAGCCAGAUUACACUUGAGCUAUAACUCAUGGCAACGUUUUGCCACCUUUUUACUAGGAAAUGCGAUUUUAGAAUACCCAACAUUUAUGAGAAUGAAAGAUGCCCUUUUGAAUGAGAAUUCUGUGGAUGCUAUGAAACAGUUCCGAUCCGAUUUUCUGGCUAAUUUUGACCCUAUAUUUGUCGCUGGAAAUAAAAGAAACCUAGCUUUAUUCCUCACAGCAGAAGGAGUUCUUGUACCUGGGGAUAAUGAUGGAACAUUUAAGAUUUCCUCACCUUUAGUGCGCUGGAUGGUCCUUCAGCAAAUAAUUCCUCAUGUAUUUCUGACUUCACCUAAAGUAGAUGUCCCAUACCAUCCUUCGACGGGUACCUUAGACAUCUUUGAGGUCUUAAAACAAGUUAUACGUGUAUUUGAUCGCGAAACAAUAAAAUCUCGUAACUCUUUUAAGUUAGCACGUGUACUUGUUAGCAAUGUGAAUAAUCAGAAAGUUCCUAGGGAAUCAGUGUAUGAUGCAGAACUUUACCAGAUCAUGUCAAAUUGGCUUGGUAGAUUUACAAUAACUGGACAAUGGCAUCUAAAAUAUCGUGCUAGUGAGCACAUAAAUAAUAAGUAUGUCGACAUAGUUAUAUCACAACUUAAUCAUCCAACAAUUGCUCUUGAACUUUUAGCUACAGCAACAAAAAAAGAGCUUAAGGAACACUAUGAACGGGCACUCCUAUACGACAAGAAACUACCUGCAGAUGAAACAUGGGUUGUUCAUUUCACCUGUUGCAAAGACGCCAUUUCAGAGCCAGACUGGCCAACCGAAUCUCAAUUGCAAAAGGGCCUUCGGGUC